Pieris brassicae (large cabbage white) is the source of this 3461-nucleotide messenger RNA. RefSeq names its product diphosphoinositol polyphosphate phosphohydrolase 2 (gene Aps). Bases 357 to 821 code for a protein of 154 amino acids. Gene Ontology annotation, biological process: diadenosine pentaphosphate catabolic process; adenosine 5'-(hexahydrogen pentaphosphate) catabolic process; diadenosine hexaphosphate catabolic process. Gene Ontology annotation, molecular function: bis(5'-adenosyl)-pentaphosphatase activity; diphosphoinositol-polyphosphate diphosphatase activity; bis(5'-adenosyl)-hexaphosphatase activity. The transcript has 3 exons. Gene Ontology annotation, cellular component: nucleus; cytoplasm. NCBI's taxonomy places the organism in Eukaryota, Metazoa, Arthropoda, Insecta, Lepidoptera, Pieridae. The record is from RefSeq and is a predicted model, not a curated record.
GGCUGUCAGCUGACAGUCUCGCAAUUUUCGCUUUCCAAAACUAAAACCAAGGCACUUAUUUCGAUUUUCCAAGAGAAAAAACGUCAGGCACCAUACAACAUGGGCUUGAAAUACGCGAUCAAAAGCUAGUUAUAGCUGAAAUAUUGCUCUAAUUGUAGUGUUAUUGUUAUAGUUUUGUUUUAUAUGUACAUUGUGUAACUCUUAAAUUAGUCUAAAAUGGAUACGUAUAUCUUAGACCUCGGUUAUGGCGUUUGUUGAUCAUUAAAAAUUUCGUUCGGUUUAUAAUUUCCUUCUAUUUGAUGUCCGAUUUUCGUUAGUGAUCGUUUAUUUUGUUCGUGUUUUCGUGUAUACCCGAAAUGGUGAAGGAAAAGCCUAAUUCAAUACGGAUCUACGACGACGAGGGGUUCAGACGGCGCGCUGCUUGCAUAUGCGUACGGUCUGACGCCGAAACGGAGGUGUUGUUAGUGACAUCGUCGCGCCGGCCUGACAACUGGAUUGUUCCCGGCGGCGGGGUUGAGCCGGAGGAAGAACCCUCUGUGACGGCAAUGCGGGAGGUUCUAGAGGAAGCUGGCGUUAUUGGAAAGCUUGGCCGUUGUCUUGGUGUUUUCGAAAACCGCGAACACAAGCACAGGACUGAAGUAUACGUGAUGACCGUAACACAGGAGUUGGCGGAGUGGGAGGACUCCCGUCUAAUGGGGCGCAAACGACAGUGGUUCUCAAUCGACGACGCUCUCGCCCAGCUAGCGCUACACAAGCCAAUUCAACGGCAUUAUUUACAACAGCUCAAGCGAUCCAAACAGACCAAGCCGGACGACAGCUAAACGCUUUAUAGGAACUAGGGGGAUGUGUGAAAUCUCUUGAUGCAUAUUUAUUCAAAUAAUUCUGAUUGAAAGAUGUUAGUGGUCAAAUUUCAAUCACUUUUAGUGUUAGAUGAAAUAUUCAGUAUCUAAAAAAUUAUGGCAAUAUUCAUAUAUUGUGAAUUCGUCAAAUAUCAAACAUGAGCUCAACAGAACUCGCAAUUUAGAUGAUUCUGUAAAUCAUUUGGUUUAAUUACAACAAAAAUGACCUUAUCAGACAUUGGAGAAAUAGUACCACAUUGUAAGUUACCAUUUUGUAUACAAAAUCCUAUCUGUAUCGAUUAUCAAAUAACGUCAUAGGGAACUUUAAAUUGAUCAAAAUAUCUGAUUACAAUACUUGAACGAAGUGACGAAUUUGAAGUAAUGUCAUGGAUGUGACAAGAUUAUACGAUAUGGUAUAUUCAUAAAUAUUUUUUAGUCACCCUGUUAAUGCGAGGAGGGUGAGCUAAGUUGACCUUUGACUACCGAACAAAUUUGGAGAAGUGGAACAAUAACACAAACUAACUUCUUAGUAGAAUCGAAUGUGAGAUUUUAUAAAGAAAUAGAUAUGCAUUCUGAGAUUUUGUACAACAAUUACAAUCUAAGGUACUCUAGCUUUUCCGUAGCUAUAUUUUAUUGGAAUAGCUUGUGUCCGCAUUUGAGUGAGUUCAGGAGGCUUGAAAGUGUUUUGUGAGCCCGAGAAUAGAAGUCAAUUUAAAUUCUUAAUGCAUUAAGCUCGGUGUGACUUGAUAUCGAAUGAAACUAUUGAGUUAAUGAAGACCCUUAAAUCGUUGCCUUUUACUAUUAAAAUCAUUGACAUAAGGAAGUGAAAUAAUUUUUAGCGCUUUAUUUGGUAAAGCACUGUCACUAUCGAAUUAUUUUGUUUUGUUGAACAGAGAAAAGUAAUUUCUAAUAAGUUAAUAGUCUGAUUUCUCUUAUAAUUAUGUGAGGUAUUUUAUUGACUCGAUUCAUUGAUAUCGAUGCAUACUAGGGCUGAGACUUUUCUGGGGAUGUACCGUCAUGUUUUGCAAAUAACAUCAUUUUAUUGUAUGUUUGCUGUGUAAUAUUCUGAAAGCCUUCAUGAUCCCACUUACUAGUCCGUUUUCAGAAACCAUACUGUUAAUCAGCUUUUUCACUGCUGUGAUAUGAAUAAUUUGUCACGGUACAUCCCAAGAUCCCGUGAUAACCAUACGAAACAUUUGCACUAACGAUUCCUAACAAUUGCCCCCUAGUUCGAACUCAGCACUGCCUCUCGAAUGCGGUGCCGUCUUAUUUUAACCCGUUAUUAGACUUGUCCAACGUUAGUUAUUAUUGAGAUUAUUCAUGUUCCAUCGGGCGAGUCCCGCAAUGCGUAUGGAAAUUGCGUCGUAAUUAAGAAAAUAUUGUAACUUAUAAAAAGUUCUCAACGCUUAGGAAUGUGUCAAUUUGAAACGUUUUUGUUGGAACUAUAUCUUUGUGUUCGUAAACGUAAGGAUCAUUUAGAAAUGUUUUUAUAUCGGAAUCAGUACGAAACCGUUCCUAUGGGUACUGUGGUUUUGGCUUCUGAAAUGUGUGAGACGAUUGAAAAUUUUGUGAAAACCCUCUAUGUUCGACUUUCGUUGAGAAAUAAGUGAAAAAUGUGCACUACUGAUUCAAAUUCGUUUCAUCUGUCAGUAAUUGUCGCAAAUCUAUCUAACAAUACAUCGAACUUAGCGACAUUAGAGUCGUUUAAGAAUUAUAUACUGCGAGAUCGUCAGAUCUAUUCAGGCCAUGUGACAGUAGCUUCUGACAUUGCCUUGUAUAAAGACCGACACCUGACAGACGUUAUGUCAUUUCAAUUGUAGUAAAAAGUCCUCGUCUCGAAGCCAGUAGAACACAACAUUAACAACGCAAUACACUAAUCACGUCGCUUAAACGUUACAAUAACCUAAUAGGUCUAUAAUCUUAAAACUUUAUAAAGCAGAACCAAAAGAUGAUUUCUUGUGUCGAACUGAGGACUCAUAAAAUUUGUCAAGUUAAAAUAAAUCGGAGUCGUAAUUAUUUUAUUUGAAUCUUGAAUAAUUGCAUUCGCUCGCAUGUCGCGGUUUCAUUUCAAAAUCCUAUUCGUCUUAAACAUUUUAAUAUUAAUGAGAAAUUGGACAUGUCUGGUGGAGUUAAUGAUAUUUUUGAUUUAAAUAUAAGCGCUAGAUAAUUAGUUGCUAUUUGUACCUAUCUGGAUAUAGAAAAAUUAUUUUUGUAAAUAACAUAUUCUGGUGUUUUAAUAAAAUAUUCAUGAAUGUGUUUUGAAUUAUUAUCAUUCGAAUGCCGUUGCAGAAAAUGUUUUACUUUACACAGAUUCAACGAAUUAAUAAUUAAAUACACAUUCUCUUUCGUGUGUAAUACUUUAAGUCGGGCGUAGAGUAAGGCGGUACUGUAUGUUGUCUACCCGUGAGGACGUAGACGUCUGUGGUCGGUAUCAAAGCGUAUCGGUCUCUGUGGACACGUAUUAUAACAUCUUUUUUUCUACUUACGUAUUUUUUAUACAGCAAUGAAAUAUUAAUUUUAUUUUGUUAGCAUUAAACAAAAGACAUACAAUCUCUAUAUUAUUUAAAUGAAUUCAUUUAAGAUUCCCGAUGAGUUUAAUAAUAAAUUUUAUAUUGCUCUUCU